AUGGCCCGACCAUUCUCGCCCUCGUCCAUGCCGUCGUACGGUGCCACGCCUCGAGUAGCGACACCGCCAUUGAGUGACGAUGUUGAGCCAAACUCGUCGUCAUCGGCGACGCGAUCGACUCGGAUCUGUCGGUCGCUCGUGGUCCGAGCUGCAGCCCAUGACCAAGGGGUCGGGGCGACGCUGUACUGCCGAGUGAGUAUCUGGUCAAGCCGAGCUUCAACUUGUGAAAACUCAGCUGAUAUGGGACGCGUCCACCCGUGACAGAUCGCGAUUCCAGCUUCAAUGUCAACCGCCACGGGGAGCCCAUCCGACUACGCAUCGACGCAGCGCACCAUUCCUUUCCUCACCCUGCCCGUCACUGCUCAACUCAAGCACUACUCUUCCUACCCUCUCCCCUUGGAGACCUCUCUGCACGCCUCCGUCACCGAAGCAGCCCAGGCGGCGCACAUCCUCGGCAUCGCUGCAGACGACUCGCAGCACCUCUCUGGUCGAACUACACCCUCGGGUCGAAGAUCGAGUCUGGCCACCUCUCGCCCUUCUAUACCGCACAACAGGGAGAUUAGGAUAUUCAGGACCUCCCAGGAUGCGAACGAGAUAUCGCUCGUUGUCGAAUACGAAGCCGCUUCCGGUGUCGGUCUGGGCAGGCCAACAAGUCCCUUGCCUCCGGUGGGUCCGAUUGACGAGGCGGGGGAGAAGAACGAGUGGAUCCUCGUCUUGCGAAUCGAGUCGCAGUUUGGGGACUUGAAGCUACCUCGCUUCCCCAACAAGGUACCGUCACUUGACUGUUCACUCUCCUCAAUUUCGGAAACUAAUCCGCAAAGAAUCUUCACGCAGGUCGUGAUCCCCGUACCGGCGUGUCUACGCAAUCUCUUGACAUUCGAGCUACCCUCGCCGUCGUCGAUAGCUUCGACUUCUUUAUCCGCGUCUACUGAGGGCCAGUGGGGUCUCUCGAUGAAGCCGGAUCUGCGGAACCUCUCGAGCAAACUUUCCACCGUCACGUCCUUGCCCACGACCUCGUUCACCGGAUCCUUCAAGUCGACGUCCUCUGUCGUGCUGUCUUGGAACCGGCUUGACUCGCCUCCAGCCAAUUUCAUCAUCCCACAUUCGCACCUCGAUGUGAGAUGGAACAUUGGGCCGACGGGCACCGGCCGAGCCAUGCUCGCGUGCACGGGCGACUUUGAGUAUUCGGGGCUCAAGGACAAACGAUGGAUUGAAAUCAUCAUUUCGCAUCUCGCUCGUGAGCAUGUGGACCAGAGAGAUGUCGUACAAGUGGCAGAAGUUAGGGGUGCAGGUGUGCUCAAAUGGGACGUCGCGGCAUCUUCGAGCACGACGACACGGACUCGCACAAAACGACAGCCAUGUGAAACUCCCCUAGCAGUGCAGUCGAUGGCGCAUGCGACUCCGACCACGCAGGCUCGACCUCGCGCCCUUGGUAUCGCUGAAAGUGGCCCUCUUUCCUACACCUCGCUAUUCGACACGACUGCGCCCGAAGCACCCGAAAUCGACCCUGGCCUGGCCGCACGCAUCGAUCCCGACCGCGUGCAAGCCAAGCUGAAGGAGCCGAGUCUUCUGCGGCAGGUGGCGCCGUUUCCUUCGCAGGCGGAUGAUUCUGUCGACGACUCGCUCGAGGACACUUCCGAAAAUGAGAGCCUCGUAUCCGAGGCAAUACCGAUGGAGAUCGCGGGCUCUGUCACACCCCAAAAGGCCGCUUUGAUCGACUCUUGGUUGACUAGCUCGUCCGAGUCGGAGCCCGAGCCCAGCGAGGAGAUCAGAGAAGCCGAUAGCGACAGUGAAGACGAGUCUAGCACUGUACAGCGAACCAUCGUUCGCGUCCAACUAGAUCUCAGCACCCUUUUGACGCCCGAAGCCAUGCCAAAUCCUGCGUUUGCGUUCGAAAUGGACCUCGAGUUCGCAUCGGGCGCACUGCGAUCUUCGACGGAGGUUGCAGAGUCCGGUCCUGCUUCCAAAUCGAUUGGCCCACUACGCCUCGUCCUGCCCAACUUUUCGAUCGCCGCUGCUGCGCAAGAAGAUGCCGUCGUUUCGGUUUCCGCCGGCGAUGGUCGAAGCGUCGAGAUGCUGGCUUCGAACUCAAUGCUCGACGGCGACUUCGAGCGAUCCCAGUUCGACUCGCCCUUGCCCGCCGCAGGGGGUAAAGCUCGCUGGAGAACGGAACGAAACGCUUCGGACGUGGAGCAGCACGAGCUUGUCGAGGUCGAGAUCGUCACUCGUCCGGUCGCUCAACCCUAUCCGGCCAAGAGUCGGAUCGACCUCGACGACAUGGACUCUUCUCCCGAUGGCUCCGCAGCCGAGGACGAGGCAUCUCCUUCCCUGGCCCGAGCUCGAAGAGGGCCUGCGCGCAAGCGAGCUUUACCACCAUUGCUUCGUCGCACGACCUCGGCGCAGUCCCUUCGAUCGCAGUCCUCACAACCUUCGCUCACUUUGGGGCACCGCAUGUCCUCUUCUUCCCUCGUCGGGCUAGCGGCUUCGAACUUGGGUCUCGUCAAGUUGAGGAUCACGCCGGUGCCGCCUUUGGCACCCUAUCAGCCGUGGCGGCUGUUCAGUCAUCUCACACUCGCCAGACCCGUCGGAUCACUCGAGCUUCCCCUCCGAGGCGGGAGUGAUCAGAAAGUCGAAGUGUGCGACACGUGGGAUGCUCGCGGUCUUUCGACCGAGGUGGAAACGGAAACGAAGGAGGGGAAGGUCAUCGUCGAAGGGGAAGUGUCGAAUAAUCGGAUGACGGUGCGCGAGUCGCCGAGAGAGGCACGUCAACGCCAGGGGGGGAUGAAGGAGAUGUUGUACAAGGUCGAAAUGAUGCAGGAAGGCGAUAGCGUUGAGAUUGGUGACGUCUUGCCCGCUUUCGAUGUCAAGGUCGCCAGCAUGGAGGUCGAAGUCGUUCCUGUCGCAGGUGAGUUAACGAUUCAUGCGAUGUGACCCACGCCGAGGAAAAAGUUCAGGAAGCUUAGACAUUGUUGUGUUACAGGGUACGAUUUGAAAAUGGACGGGCAGACUUUUGACUCGGCCACGCCUGUAGUCGAAGGCAAGCCGACAACGUUCUCAAAAUUCCAAAUCGCUCCACGGGACAUGUCCAAACUUUCCAUCCACCUCGAGGCCAAGGUCGCCACACCGCCCGCAUCACCAAGCACGAGCGUCGGCUUUGUGUCCUCGCCGACCAUCCUACCCUCGCCAUCACCUCUAGCUAUGCAAGCGGUCGGCUCACCCGCGUCUGCGAUGGGGACGCCGCCACUUUCUCCGAUCCCGGCCCUCGAACUCGACAACCAAGUUGUGCCACAAAAUAAUCUCAGCAACACUUCCCGUCCAUGGACUUGGCCACUUCUGGCUAUGCUCGCUUCGAUCCUGUUGGGCUUCAUCGCCCGCCCCGAGUCGUUCGCUUCGAUGUAUGAGCUGGCCACGCAGCCGAGGUUCUCGGCGCCGUCUUCAUUCCCUGCAGUACCUCUGUCGUCUGCGGGCGUCCACACCGAGGUCCUACCGCUCCUCACCCUCGAUGCUGCUCCCGUUGUAUCUCCGACAACGGCACCCUCGGCGCCAGCACCCACACCUGCUCCGAUAGAAGUGGAGGACAUCCCCUCUCCGCCGAGUCCCAGCCCUCUCUCCGAUGAGACCCUUAUCCCCCAACCCUCUUCAAACAUCAACCUAUCCCCAGGUCCAACCCUUGGUACAGCGCUUGUCACCUUUGUGCAGCGAAUGCAGUCCGAGGUUAAAGCGAGGAUAGAGGAUCUUCUUUGGGUCGUCAUGUCGCUCAUAGGAUUGUCGUAA
Molecule: messenger RNA, 3774 nt
Organism: Microbotryum saponariae
Lineage: Eukaryota; Fungi; Basidiomycota; Microbotryomycetes; Microbotryales; Microbotryaceae
Source: the annotation of a GenBank genome assembly